Prunus avium (sweet cherry) is the source of this 1249-nucleotide messenger RNA. Lineage: Eukaryota; Viridiplantae; Streptophyta; Magnoliopsida; Rosales; Rosaceae. The record is from RefSeq and is a predicted model, not a curated record.
AGCUCAUAACCAUUCUGGUUCAGUGAAGGGCUUGAGUUGGGCUAAACCAUUGUCGAAUUUCGUGGCGAAUAAUUUUCUUCCCUUAGCUCUUGUUGGUGGAGUAGCUAUAGGGAUGGCAAAUCCUAGUCUAGGUUGUCUGGCUGAUACAUAUUCUUUGUCAAAAUUUAGCACGUUUGGGAUUUUUAUCAUCUCAGGGUUGACCUUGCACACUGGAGAAAUUGUUGCAGCUGCACAAGCAUGGCCUGCGGGAAUCUUCGGGCUAGUCUCCAUUCUCUUAUUUACUCCAUAUUUUUCGAGGAUAAUAUUGCAACUGCAGCUCCAACCUCCAGAGUUUGUUAGAGGGCUUGCAAUAUUUUGUUGUAUGCCAACUACACUAUCAAGUGGAGUGGCGCUUACUCAGCUUGCGGGGGCCAAUUCUGCUCUUGCUCUUGCCAUUACUGUGAUCACUAACCUUUUAGGAAUUUUGAUUGUCCCAUUUUCUAUAUCAAAAUACGUAGCUGAUGGAGUUGGUGUAUCUGUUCCAACUAAGCAACUGUUCAAAAGUCUAGUUCUAACAUUGUUGAUCCCCCUAAUCUUGGGGAAGAUUUUUCGAGAAUCCGUCAGAGGUGUUGCAGACUUUGUUGAUCAAAACCGUAAGCUUUUUUCUAAAAUCAGUGCAGUCUUCCUCAGUUUAGUGCCAUGGAUACAAGUUAGUAGGUCGAGGUCACUGCUGUUGAUGGUUAAGCCUCCAGUUUUUCUUGUGGCUAUUGGAAUGGGAGUACUUCUGCACCUCAUCUUGUUAGCCUUUAAUGCUCUUGCUCUAAAGAGCAUCUCAGCUGUCUCUGGUGGCAGUCGAUCAGUGUUUUCCAAGAAAGAAAAUGCCAAUGCUGUUCUCCUUGUUGCGAGCCAGAAAACUCUGCCUGUAAUGGUGGCUGUUGUGGAGCAACUUGGUGGUGCACUGGGUGAAUCUGGUUUGCUUGUUCUUCCUUGUGUUGCAGCACACUUAAAUCAGAUUAUUAUUGACUCGUUUCUUGUUAACUUCUGGCUUCGGAAGGACCUCUCGACCGACGGUACAAAGGUAUCUUGAGUAUCAGAAGCAUCUCUUGACCUCUCGACAGUACAAUGCUCAGUGUCCUUGCUCUUUGUUAUGGUGGCAAGUAAAUGGUCACAUCUUUACUUCUUUGAAAGGGUUUAGUUCGACAUGAUUGUGCAGUGAGAUGUCUCUCUCUUUAGUUGCCACGUGUCAGUCAGAGAGAGAGGGGGGGGGGGG